Messenger RNA from Vombatus ursinus (common wombat), 3325 nucleotides. RefSeq names its product neurofilament medium (gene NEFM). Lineage: Eukaryota; Metazoa; Chordata; Mammalia; Diprotodontia; Vombatidae. The coding region runs from base 1 to 2781 and encodes 926 amino acids. The record is from RefSeq and is a predicted model, not a curated record. The transcript is spliced from 3 exons. Gene Ontology annotation, cellular component: intermediate filament; postsynaptic intermediate filament cytoskeleton; cytoplasm. Gene Ontology annotation, molecular function: structural constituent of cytoskeleton. Gene Ontology annotation, biological process: neurofilament bundle assembly.
AUGAGCUACGCGCUGGAGUCGCUGGGCGCGCCGGCCGCCUACCGGCGGGUCACCGAGACCCGCGCCAGCUACAGCCGCACGAGCGGCGGCUCGCCGUCCAGCGGCUUCCGCUCCCAGUCUUGGUCCCGCGGCUCAGCCGGCGGCAGCCUGAGCAGCUCGGCGAUGUCCGUCUCCUACAAGCGCGCCGUGCCCCGCAGCGCCUACGGCGCCCUGGGCUCGGCGCUGCUCAGCUCGGCCGAGAGCAGCCUGGACUUCAGCCAGUCGUCGUCGCUGCUGAACGGGACGGCCGCGGGCCCCGGCGGCGUGGGCGUCGACUUCAAGCUGGUGCGCGCCAACGAGAAGGAGCAGCUGCAGGGCCUCAACGACCGCUUUGCGGGCUACAUCGAGAAGGUGCACUCGCUGGAGCAGCAGAACCAGGAGAUCGAGGCCGAGAUCCAGGCUCUGCGCCAGAAGCAGGCGUCCCACGCGCAGCUCGGCGACGUCUACGAGCAGGAGCUGCGCGAGCUUCGCGCCGGCCUGGAGCAGGUGAACCACGAGAAGGCGCAGGUGCAGCUCGAGUCGGAGCACCUGGAAGAGGACAUCCACCGCCUCAAGGAGCGCUUCGACGAGGAGGCGCGGCUGCGCGACGACACGGAGGCUGCGGUGCGCGCGCUGCGCAAGGACAUCGAGGAGGCGUCCCUGGUCAAGGUGGAGCUGGACAAGAAGGUGCAGUCGCUGCAGGACGAGGUAGCCUUCCUGCGCAGCAACCAUGAGGAAGAGGUGGCCGACCUGCUGGCGCAGAUCCAGGCGUCGCACAUCACGGUGGAGCGCAAGGACUACCUGAAGACGGACAUCACGUCGGCGCUCAAGGAGAUCCGCUCCCAGCUCGAGUGCCACUCGGACCAGAACAUGCACCAGGCCGAGGAGUGGUUCAAGUGCCGCUACGCCAAGCUCACCGAGGCGGCCGAACAGAACAAGGAGGCUAUCCGCUCCGCUAAGGAAGAAAUCGCCGAGUACCGGCGCCAGCUGCAGUCCAAGAGCAUCGAGCUCGAGUCCGUGCGCGGCACCAAGGAGUCCCUGGAGAGGCAGCUCAGCGACAUCGAGGAGCGCCACAAUCACGACCUGAGCAGCUACCAGGACACAAUUCACCAGUUGGAAAAUGAGCUCCGGGGAACAAAGUGGGAGAUGGCACGUCACUUGCGGGAAUACCAGGAUCUCCUCAAUGUCAAGAUGGCCCUGGAUAUUGAGAUUGCAGCAUACAGAAAAUUGCUAGAAGGCGAGGAGACCAGGUUCAGUACAUUUGCUGGCAGCAUCACUGGUCCUCUGUACACACACAGACAGCCUUCUGUCACAAUAUCCAGUAAGAUACAGAAAACAAAAGUAGAGGCCCCCAAGCUGAAGGUUCAGCACAAGUUUGUAGAAGAGAUCAUAGAAGAGACCAAGGUGGAGGAUGAGAAGUCAGAGAUGGAAGAUGCCCUGGCAGCCAUUGAGGCAGAAUUGGCUUCCAGCGCCAUGAAGGAGGAAGAAGGGGAGGCAGCUGGAGAGGAAGAAGUUGUUGCCGCCCAAAAAGCAGUGGUGGAAGCUGCUGCCCCAGAAGCUGAGGAAGGUGAGGAAGAAGGUGAGAAAAAAGGAGAAGAGGAGGAGGAGGAAGAAGAUGAGGGUGCUAAAUCAGACCAGGCAGAGGAAGGAGGGUCUGAAAAGGAAGGAUCCAGCGAAAAAGAGGAGGGUGAAGAAGAAGAAGGAGAAACUCAAGCUGAGGGUGAAGAACUGGAGGCUAAGGAGGAAAAAACAGAAGUGAAGACUGAGGAAAAAGUGGUCAUAAAGGAGCUUGUUGUAGAAUCCACAUUGGUGAAGACUGAGAAAGCCAAGUCGCCUGCGGCUCUGUCUCCCCCGGCAAAGUCACCGACAGCCAAGUCGCCUGCGGCCCUGUCUCCCCCAGCAAAGUCACCGACAGCAAAGUCACCUGCGGCCGCGUCUCCCCCGGCAAAGUCACCGACAGCAAAGUCACCUGCGGCUGUGUCUCCCCCGGCAAAAUCCCCCACCACCAAGUCGCCUGCGGCUGUGUCUCCCCCAGCAAAAUCCCCCACCGCCAAGUCGCCCGAGGCUCUGUCUCCCCCAGCAAAGUCUCCUGCGGCUCUGUCCCCUACAGCCAAAUCUCCCGUGCCAAAAUCACCAAUGCCAAAAUCUCCUGUGGAGGAGGUGAAAGCUAAAGCCGAUGAAGAUGAGAAGGAAGAAGCUGAGGGAGGGAAGGAAUCUCCCAAAGAAGAGAAAAAGGAAGAAAGUGCAAAAGAGGUCCCUGCAAAGAAGAAAGCUGACUCCCCCGUAAAAGAAACAGUCGUGGAGGAGGUGGACACUGUCACCAAAUCCACUGAGGUUGGUUCUGAGAAAGAGGCUGAGGGAGGGAUCGAGGAAGGAAGUGAGCAGGGUUCAAAGGGGUCUACAAAGGAAGACAUUGCAAUCAAUGGGGAGGUAGAAGGCAAAGAGGAGGAGGAGCAGGAAACCAAAGAAAAAGGUAGUGGAAGAGAAGAGGAGAAAGGGGUGGUCACCAAUGGGCUUGACUUGAGCCCAGCAGAGGAAAAGAAAGGAGACAAGGGUGAAGAGAAAGUCGUGGUGACCAAAAAGAUAGAAAAAAUCACCAGUGAGGGUGGGGAUGGGGCGACCAAAUAUAUCACCAAAUCUGUCACCGUGACCCAAAAGGUGGAGGAGCAUGAAGAAACCUUCGAGGAGAAACUAGUGUCCACAAAAAAGGUAGAGAAGGUCACUUCUCAUGCUAUCGUCAAAGAAGUCACCCAGAGCGAUUAGGGAGGCUGGAGUCAGAUGCAAAAGGUUAAGCCAUAUGACAACUUCAAAAUGCAUGUGAUUGACGGCUUCAAAGCAGAACCGGUUCUCCCAUGAGGGCUCUAGACACUGUAUUUUACUUUGUGCAACAUAAGGGACCUGCAUGCAAGCUCAGGGUGUGUUCCCUUCACAGGCUUUGGGGGAUUAACAAUGCAUGAUCUGUAAUGUACCUAGGAAGUUUUUCUUUUUCCCAUUUCCUAAGCUGUUGGAAGGGGGGGGACACUCUGGAGGGGUGUAUUGAGAUGUAUUAUGCAAAGAUUUAACUGAGCCAAAAAUCAUAUUAAUACUAAUAAUAAUGAUCAUGAUAAUAAUAAUAAUAAUAAUAAUGAAACAGAACUCUUAGCCUUAAGAAAGCUAUUUAUGAAUAAUUAUGUUUACCUCACUGGUGCAAUUAAGAUGGGCAUUCCUUCAUGGGAGAACCUCUGACAUGCACAGUUUGCAACCUUUUGUGGAUUGAUGUAAAAUGUCUCAGCAGUUCUUGCUCAAUAAAGGUCAUAUUGGAAACAUG